AUGCCUUCUGGAGGGGGAAAAGCUCCGCGCCCCUGCUGCACCCGACGCAGCCGGGUGGAUUUUCAGGUUAAGCCUUCUGCAAAAUGGACCCGGGAAGCACAGUCUUUCAUAACUCAGAUGUACUUGACCGUAAACUACGCUCCUUGGAAGGCAGCAGGUGACUUUGGAGUGACACAAAAGCGAUGGGGCACUAACAGUCAGAGGACAUGCACAGGCCUUCAGCGGGAGGGUGCUGCGGAGAGAAAAUCAAGCUCUAGCAAGGAAUCUCUGUCAUCGCAAAAUACAAAAUUGAUUUCACCGUUAGUCAUUUCGCAGAUGAUUGAAGACAAUAAAUCAAAAGAAAUUUGGCCUUCUUCGCCUAUGCAGUCCAUGAUCCCCCAGCCCAGUGCUUAUCACACAACGAAAUCUUUGGCUAACCAUGGUUCGAUCAACACUAAAGGAGCAUUUACGGUACUCACCAGCAGAUUAGAAAUUCAGGCAUCUUUAGAUGACACCACGUCUCCAUCGGACUCUCCUAUCACAGGGGGAAAACAGUGUCAAAGCCAGCAGAAAGGGUUUGCUUCCAUAACUAUUACAGCCAGGCGCGUUGCUGCAGGCUCCAGCGAGCCAGCGCGUGGACCUGGGGCUGUGCAAGAGCCCAACGCCAUGUGUCCCACCUUGAGCAAAGCCCCUGCUGCUCUUCAUCACUGGCCACCACUGGACCGAGCAAAGCAUCGUUCCUUUCCGUUAAGGAUUUCUAAAUCCUACUCACAGUUAGGUGAAGAGCUACGGAAGCGUCUUUUUGACCCUGGAAACAAGGAGUACGGCGUGGGUCUUCAAAGCAGUGAUGGGAGAGAGAAAGUACCACCUUCAUUCAUCUCAUGCGUCCACCUUCAGGUUUCUCCGCAAUAUCCAAAUACUAUCUAUUAUUUAGACAAGUCGCUCAAUGUGUGCAUUGACCAACCUCAAACUAAAUGCCAAAAAAUUCACAGAUCAGCGUUGUCCUUCAAUAUAAAUUGCAGUUCGUCUAGAUUAACAGCAGAUGGAGUAGAUGGCAUAGCUAAUGGUGAGCCAACAGAGGAGAUAUUGAAGACAAAGCUCCUCGGAGAAAACAAGACUCCACUCAGUUCAAACUGGAGUGCAGACUUAGCAGAAAAUAAUGUAAUUAAUAGAGAGACAACAAAUGAAGGUUUUUUGCGUAGUAAGUACCCUUUGCAAAGUGUCUUUGUCUCUGAACUUCCAGCUUUUGUGGAUAUACCCAGAGGACCUAGUAAUGUAGUAACAACAAAGAAAGAUGAUGAUAAGCAUUCUGACAGCUAUCGCGCUACAUUUUCUUUCCAGCUUCCUAAUUCAAGUGAUGAGGCAGGAACACAAAUGCUCUUGGGAAGCAAGAAGCAGCAAUGCACCACGGGCAGGAGCAGCGCAGCAGCCUCUGGCUCUCUUCCAGAUCCAGCAUCCAGAAAAGCAACCACUGCUGCUACUGAUGGCUCAUUGAAAAAGAGAGAUCCCCCCAAAAGCACCUCCAAAUCCAAAGAGACCCAAGCCCAGGGCAUGCUGAAACCAAAAGUCUCUGCAUCCAGUAGCAUGUGCAAUAUAAAAGCUUCGUCAAGAAUCCUCUCAGAAGAAAAUGUUCACGGGCAAAACCAGCUCCUAAAAAGUGAUUAUGAAUUCUGUGGUUCAAGUGACAAAAUAAGGGAGUGCAAGGAGGAGGACGAAGAGGAGCGAGCCAGCAGGGUAACGCUAUCCACGGCUCACUUGCCAGAUGUUGCUCGUGAGAAAAACGAUGCGCUCACCCAGCCAGAAACUGGCUCCCAGCCUGAGGAAACUCCACCAGCCCCGUGGACGCUGCAGGAAGCACUAGAAAUCCACAAUCCUCAGUUCAUUUCUCGUUCACGAGAAAGGCUGAAGAAACUUGAACAGAUGGUCCAGCUGAGGAAGGCCCAGCAGAGCGAUGCUCCUGCGAGCAACCAAGGAGCGCUGGUUCGCAAGCUUUCCUCGACUUCCACUUCGAGCAGAAAAAAGCAAUACACCAUUCCUGACCCGCUCAGCGAUAACCUCUUCAAACCAAAGGAAAGAUUCAUCCCAGAGAAGGAGAUGCAUAUGAGAUCGAAAAGGAUUUAUGACAAUUUACCUGAAGUGAAAAAGAAACAAGAAGAAAAACAGAAACGGAUCAUCAUCCAGAGUAACCGACUACGUGUUGAGAUGUUUAAAAAGCAAUUACUGGACCAGCUCCUUCAAAGAAACACAGAGUGACAAAGGAUUCUCUUGCCCAUCAUCCUAAUUGGAUCUUGAAUGCCUUUGACUGCUAGAUAAGCCAUAAAAUUUAGUGUUAUCUCAAUUACCUGGAGGUGUUUUUAUUAUCUUUGGCUCUUUAAUAAAGAAAGAUCAUUUAUAUUUCAAUUUUAUUUUUAAGGCAACUUUCACAUAAUCAAAAACAGUCUAAAAGGGAACACAGCUGUUUCAGAGCAUCACCUUUUGGUCAGUUUACCCAGAGGAAAUAAUUUUAAGAAUUUUUAGUGCAAAUACUGAAUUACAGUGGUAUUAUUUAUCUUGAUCUUUUAAAAAGUAUAUGUCUCUGUAGCCAUAGAACUGGGUUCAUAAGAUCUGGAAAACUUAUGUCUCUGAUGUAUUCUAUUAAUUGAUUUCCUGUGAGUGAACUCCUCGAAGUAAAGAAAAAUUAAUAUCAUUAUUCAUUAUGUUUAGAAACUAGCUGAAAUAGCAUUACCACAUAAUCAUAGCAGCAGCAGUUUCACAUUAAUACUUAAGAUACCAAAAGGGACCAAUAUUUUAUCUCUCUGAAGAACUCUAUUCCUGUUUAUAAAAUGAAUCUACAUAGCAAGCUUACCUGUUAAAGACCAAUAUUUAAAAAUUCGAUUAUAACACUGUUUUUUAUGUUUUUCAGUGUAAUAUACAUUUUACUCCACUUCUGUGGCCAUAAAGUAUUCAUAGAAAUGGCAUGUUAAGAAGUGGUGCCAAGAAGUAUGUUUGCAUCAAAACUGCAGAACUAAAACCAUCUGUAACGUUUCCUCCAAAAGUAUUUAAACCUUUAUUUGUACAUUUUGGAAGUAAAAACAACCAGCUUACAAACCAAUGGAGUUUAUUUAUGGAAUAAAAUAUGAAU
This is a messenger RNA of Opisthocomus hoazin, 3100 nucleotides long. RefSeq names its product chromosome 6 C10orf90 homolog (gene C6H10orf90). The record is from RefSeq and is a predicted model, not a curated record. Gene Ontology annotation, cellular component: centriole; cytosol; centrosome. Gene Ontology annotation, molecular function: microtubule binding. Lineage: Eukaryota; Metazoa; Chordata; Aves; Opisthocomiformes; Opisthocomidae. Gene Ontology annotation, biological process: regulation of centriole replication.